CUAUUCAUGCUGCUACUCCCAUCCUUGCUGUUGCACAACUCCGUCGGCUCGCUCCGUUGCUCGUGAUCACCGCCAUACACACACAAGAUCUUCACAGUCAAACUCAUCCAGCACCGUCACCAUCUCAUCUUCCGCCGUCGGUCUGCUCAGCAUUCUCAUCCGCAAGCACAGAUCAGAGUCUUUUAUUCUUCCGCGACCUCUUCUCUUUCAGCAUCGAAAACUAGCACAGCACUGCACGCAUAGCAAUAGCAUAAGACCUCGUAACUACGGCUGCCGGCCAGCAACAAACAUGACUCGCUCGACAAGAAACUCAAAGCAGUGUUCGGCAACGACGACGUCUGCGCCUCUCCAGCCUCUCCGAACCGUACACCGUCAGCCUCGCUCUGUCCAGCUGUCAGGCAACACCAAGCAGCCUCAUUCUCGAUCGGCAGCCGCACUUGAUAGCAGCAGUAGCCGCAAUCGUUAUGCUGAGCUUAUGGCUGCGGACGCCACGCAAGGCUCCCCGACCAAAUCGACAAACCUUAAAGGUAGCAAGACCGCUUCUCCUCGAGAAGCAAAGGCGGGUCGCAGGACUGUCGUACCCAAGAAAAAGGAGCGAGAGAUGAACAAGCCCAAGCGUAGCGAGAAGCGCACUCGUUGGAGGCCUACUCAACCUCCUGCUGCGACAGACGUCAAGCGAACCGACUCUAUGUCGAGCAUCAGCAGUAGCAGCGGUGACGAAGGGUGCACCCAAGACGUCAAGCCACUCAAUUGGCAGCAGCAGUCGUUGCUGAGUCGGCGACACUCCUUUCGCCGUGAGCCCAUGCCAGAGUGGGCCAAUGAGAAGACCAGUGAGCCUGCGCUGGAAAGGAGGAAGAAGAACAUGCACCGACGGUGCGGCUCUGUCGAGGAAACAAAAAGGUCCUCCGACACCCUGUUGCCGCCCCUGCGCUACAGUGUGGACGAUCAGAGUGUAACAUCCAAGAGCGCCUGGCGCCUCGUUUUUGGAGACUUGCCCAAAGGGGCCCAGAAGACCAAUAGCGACACCACCAAGGCCAAGACAGGCGUCGACUGGGCCGCAACAAGGAGGCGAUCGACCACGGACAUGCCUCCAUGGUACGCACCCAACCGCAAGGACGGCAAAAUCAUAGUUAAGCUUGGAAGAGGAGCUGGAGAAUCAUUUUCCUCCAGUAAGACUUCCUCCUUCUCCGCUCUGCCUGCCAGGGCCGAUUCGCAACCGUCAUCUCAAUCAACCCAAUCGCCAGAGGCAAGCGUCUCGGAGGUUCUGGAUGCUGCUACUUCCUCACUUGGUAUUGGAGAGGGUCUUGCAAGCAUUUAUGCCGGUCCGACCUUCUCUGCCGCUGCGCCUGAGCCGACGACGCUGCCUACUCCUCGAUUCGCAACGAGGAAGUCUAGGCCAGUACUUACUCACUGAGGCAAGAUAGCCCAGCGUCUUCGCAAGCGAAAGGGCCGAAGAGAGCAAAGCAAUGCCAAAGAGCAAUUUCCACAUUGUCUGAGCCUAUUUCCAUCGUCCUUGUCUAAGUCCCCCUUUCCUCUGAGACCGAGAAUGUCUGUCUACCCAAGCAGCCGCUUGUCCAUUGCGGCGGUAUCCAGCUCACCAUCUCGUAUGUCGAUGACCUUUCCCACGUCGGCCUUGACGCUGAAGUUGGAUAAUGCCGACGUGUAGAGCGUCGAUAGCUCCAU
This is a messenger RNA of Acaromyces ingoldii, 1683 nucleotides long. RefSeq lists its product as hypothetical. The record is from RefSeq and is a predicted model, not a curated record. NCBI's taxonomy places the organism in Eukaryota, Fungi, Basidiomycota, Exobasidiomycetes, Exobasidiales, Cryptobasidiaceae. Bases 290 to 1414 code for a protein of 374 amino acids. The transcript has a single exon.